Molecule: messenger RNA, 732 nt
Organism: Trichoplax adhaerens
Lineage: Eukaryota; Metazoa; Placozoa; Uniplacotomia; Trichoplacea; Trichoplacidae
Exons: 1
Coding region: 1-732 (243 amino acids)
Source: RefSeq, a predicted model, not a curated record
AUGAUCGAAGAAGAAGUAACUCUUACUCACGAAAAAACCAGAACAGUUGGUACCGUCAGAAAACGACAAUUUCGAUUUUCUGCCAAAGAUGAUAUCACCUUGUUGACGCAAGUCUUAGCAUACAAUCCAUACUCUGUCAAUUACAAGGAAAUUGGCAAUACUUGGCAUGCUGUUGCCAAUGGCGUCCGUGAAAAUGGAUUGGAUAUCGAUGCUACCCGAUGUAAGCGCAGAACUGAUUUACUAUUAACCUACUAUAAAGAAGGUAAUACGGAACAUUUAAGAAAGAAUGCUAAUGAGGGUGAAUAUCAGGAGAAGGAAAAUCUUUUAAGUCAAUUAGCUGCUGCUAAAGUUGAGUCCGAAGAACCAACUGUUACGCCAAAAAGGAGCAAAAAGAGAAAGAACAACAACUCUGAAAGCGUGGCCACAUUGCCUUUACUUGAUGCUGGAUCUUUUACAGUACGCAAUACACAUGAUAUUAGUCACCUAGGUAAUAAGAAACAAUUGGUAGACCUAGGCAGUGUCGAUUGUGGCAGCUUGCUAGAAUUUUUGAAUAAGAAGAUAGAUGUUGAAGCAGAAUCGAGACGCGUCGAAAUGCAAAAUUUGAAAGAACGCUUAGAAUUUGACAGGGAACGAUGGAAUGUGGAACGAGAAGACAUUAGGAUGCUGGUUCAACAGAAUCAGCUGCUGCUACAACAUUUGAUCAACACCAUUAAAACAGGUCAAGAUGUAUAA